This is a messenger RNA of Numida meleagris (helmeted guineafowl), 3562 nucleotides long. It is a transcript of the gene DDX24, whose product is annotated as DEAD-box helicase 24. The coding region runs from base 265 to 2673 and encodes 802 amino acids. Gene Ontology annotation, cellular component: nucleolus. The transcript has 9 exons. NCBI's taxonomy places the organism in Eukaryota, Metazoa, Chordata, Aves, Galliformes, Numididae. The record is from RefSeq and is a predicted model, not a curated record. Gene Ontology annotation, molecular function: RNA helicase activity; ATP binding; nucleic acid binding.
UCCCCUGGGGCGCGCGGCGGGCGCUGUAUAGUGACGUCACGUUGCAAUGGCGGCGCCCACUGCGAGCGCACGCGGCGGGUGGCGGCAUUAACGGCAGCUGAGAGCGGGCCUUGGUCGCGUACCGACAGCGUGACUUUGGUGAGCGCUGGGCCAGGAGGCGGUGGGAGACACCUCGAGCCUCCUGCGGGUGUCGUGCGUUUACCUCAAGGGGGCUGGAGCGCCUGGAGGCGUGCGCGAGUUGGUACGGUGUCUUUUUAGGUAAGAAUGAAGUUCAGGAAAGGAGGGAGAUUUACAUCUUCUGCUAAACUGAGGCGAAAGGGUAUUGAAGUAUUGGGAAAAUGGAAAUCUGUGGAAAUUGACCCCAAUCUAUUUGUUGAUGAGCAGUUUAAAGAUGUAGUGUGCUUGGAGGAGCUUACAGAGUACAAGCUAGUAAGUUCUGACAAAGUGGGGAAAGGAGGCAAGCAGAAGAGAAAAUCUGAGGAUCUUUCAGAAGAAGGGAGUGAGGAGGAGGAAGAAGCUGUCAUCCCUCCCAAAAAGAAAAAGCAGCACAAAGAUUUGAGAACCAGAGCAGAUAAAAAUGAUGAUACCAGUGCUACAGAAGUUGAUGUUCCAGUUGAUGAGGAGAAAAGAUGUAAAGAAGUAAUCAAAGGGGCAAAUCAUGAGGACCUUGGGCAUAUAGCUGAGAGCACUUCAAGCACAGAAAAUGCUGCAAAGAAGAAGAAAGAGAAGGGAGUUAAAAAUAAGACUUGUCAAGUUCAGGAUGCUACUCCACCAAUAACUACUUCUAAAAAAGUAAAAAAUUGGACAACAGAAGUUUUGUCUGCCUCAACUGAUCACAAAGCUGAUGUGUCUGCGUGGAAGGACCUGUUUGUGCCUCAGCCAGUGUUGAAGGCCUUGAGUUCCCUGGGGUUCAGUGCUCCAACUCCUAUUCAGGCAUUAACUUUGCCUUCUGCCAUCCGGGAUAACAUGGAUAUUCUUGGUGCUGCAGAAACAGGAAGCGGCAAAACGCUUGCAUUUGCAAUUCCUAUGAUUCACUCUGUGCUGGAAUGGCAGAAAUCAAACAGCUUAGUGAGCAUAAAUGACUGUGUUUCUAAAAAGCCCUAUCAGCAUCGUGAUGAAACAAGAUGGGAAAGUGAUAAUGAAACAGAAAAGCCAAACCAUCAGCAGGCUGAAGAUAGUGGAGAUGAAGAUGAUGUAUCCUUUGCAACAGGCUGUGUGAAGGUACAGGAAAAUCCUGAAUUUGAUUCUAGUGACAAAGAACAUACUGUUGGCCCCCAUAAAAAGAGACCUCUUUUAGGACUGGUCCUUACUCCCACAAGAGAAUUAGCUGUGCAAGUGAAACACCACAUCGAUGCAGUUGCAAAGUUUACAGGAAUUAAGACUGCUAUUCUGGUUGGAGGCAUGGCAGCACAGAAGCAAGAACGUGUACUGAAUCGAAAGCCAGAAAUUGUAAUAGCAACCCCAGGCCGUCUGUGGGAGCUAAUUAAAGAAAGACACCCACAUCUCUCAAAUCUUCGUCAGCUCAGGUGCCUUGUGAUUGAUGAGGCAGACCGAAUGGUUGAAAGAGGUCAUUUCUUGGAGCUGUCUCAGUUGCUAGAAGUCUUAAAUGAUUCGCAAUAUAAUCCUAAACGACAAACUUUUGUUUUUUCCGCCACUCUGACAUUAGUCCAUCAGACUCCCACAAGAAUUUUACAGAAGAAGAAUGCUAAAAAGAUAGACAAGAAGACCAAACUAGAAAUGUUAAUGGAAAAAGUAGGAAUAAAGGGCAAACCCAAAGUGAUAGACUUAACAAGGAAAGAGGCUACUGUUGAGACUCUAAUGGAGACCAGAAUCCAUUGUGAUACAAAUGAGAAGGACUAUUAUCUUUAUUACUUUCUUCUCCAGUAUCCAGGAAGAACUAUGGUCUUUGCAAACAGCAUAGACUGUAUAAAACGCCUCAGUUCUCUCCUCACGAUCUUAAAUUGUGAUCCUCUUCCUUUGCAUGCCAACAUGCACCAGAAGCAAAGGCUAAAAAACUUAGAACGGUUUGCUGAGCGAGAGAGCUGUGUCCUCCUGACAACAGAUGUUGCAGCUCGCGGUCUUGAUAUUCCCAAUGUGCAGCAUGUCAUCCACUACCAGGUCCCUCGUACUUCUGAGUUAUACGUACACAGAAGUGGUAGAACAGCUCGAGCUGCCAAUGAAGGCCUUUGCCUGUUGUUGAUUGGCCCUGAUGACUUGAUCAAUUUUAGGAAAAUUUACAAAACCUUGGAGAAGAGUGAAGAGUUGCCACUUUUCCCAGUUGAAACAAAGUAUAUGAUUGCUAUCAAGGAGCGGGUGAAUUUGGCACGGCAGAUCGAGAAGGCAGAAUUUUUCAACAGUCGAGCAAAGCAACAUGACUCUUGGCUCCAGCAGGCUGCAGAGGCUCUGGAAGUUGAUCUUGAUGAUGACCUUUUUAUGGGAAAAAAAACUAGUGAGCAAGAAGAAAGCCAGAAGCAAAAGAUGCUGAAAGGAAUGAAAAAACAACUGAAACACAUGCUGUCCCAACCACUGUUUAAAGUCCUUAUGAAAACAAAGUACCCAACACAGUCGGGAAAACUACUCCUGCCUCAGAUUUCAGCUGGCAAUUCAGAAUCUGCUCUGAGUAUCAUAUCAAAAAAACAAGCCAAAAAGAAGAAAUCAGUAAAAUCAAAUUAGAUAACUGAGCAAGUUCACUUGAUGCAGUGGAAUCAAGAACUAUCCUGACAAGAUACUCUGCUAGAAAACACAUAGUAUCAGGAUGGCGCCUUUGUCUUGGUAGUGCAGGCACACAGCAAAACGUUUAUCUAAAAGGCACUGUUAGCAUGGAGUUAGUUACUCUUGAAUCUUGUCUUGGAUCUUAUUUUCUUACUCUCUGUAUUAAUUGAAUUUAAUUAGUUUUGGAAUAGUUCUGUUCAUUGCUUCUCUUUAUAAGACACAUCAAAGUUACUGGGUAGAACUCACUGGGCAAACUUGAUUUGAAUUUUUAUUUUCUUUUAAAAGAGAGAGAGACAGGCUCUGUACAGGUGACAGGACAAUCUGAGCUGAUGAUAGUGCAGAUUUGGCUUGUACUGCAGUUCAGUGAAAAAGGCAGCAAAUAGGUAGUGUUAACCAACAGGCCUGUAGUUCCAGUAAUGAGAAUCUUUCCCAGUUUUCUUUCUCCACUGAUCUGAUUUCUCAAUUCUGUUACUUACUAAUUACCUUAGUCUUUUGUUAAUGUUUCAGAACAUAGGGGAAAAAAGUCAGGGUGGCAGUGGUCCAGGACUGAUCUUGGGAGAUUUGCAAUCCAUGCAGACUUCUCAGGAAUGAUUAUUGCUAUGAAACAUUAAUUAGUAUCUGGAGUUGAGUCUGUUUUUGAAAGCAUAUUUGAAUCAUAACCUUUCUUUUAAUGGAAACGAUGUGAAAUAUCACUUUUGAAGAGUGCUUCCUGAUAAUUGUACUUGUAAAUCACUUUAACCUGAUCAGGGCAAAUAAUUUUUAAGAAUAUUUUUUAAGCUAUGUCAGAAAAAUGUAUUUUGAAUUUUUGUUAAACUGUAUCUGCUAUAAAACCGAAAUCUUCUUUCAAUUA